Molecule: messenger RNA, 7163 nt
Organism: Anopheles funestus (African malaria mosquito)
Lineage: Eukaryota; Metazoa; Arthropoda; Insecta; Diptera; Culicidae
Product: tyramine receptor 1-like
Exons: 6
Coding region: 1932-4349 (805 amino acids)
Biological process (GO): adenylate cyclase-activating adrenergic receptor signaling pathway
Cellular component (GO): membrane
Molecular function (GO): G protein-coupled receptor activity
Source: RefSeq, a predicted model, not a curated record
AGUUCAGAAAUCGUGGAUAGUAUUUUGUAGAAGACAUACAAAAUGCGAUGCGGAAAACUAUACAAAAACAAACAUUAUUCGCAACACAAUACUGUUUUCAAUCAUCUAUAAAGUUCGAUCUGAAGGUGUUUUUGUUUAGCAAAGUGUUUUUUAAGUAUGGUUGAUUGUUAGUAUACACAGUCACACACUCCCAGAUGACAGCAAACUAUAACCCCUUUGUGAUCAUAUCUGUUGAACUUUCUCGUAUGCAUUAUUCAAGCUGCUCCAAGGGAUGAAAAACAUCGAUGCAACGCUGCACAGGAUACGAGCUUAAAUAUCGCAAACACAAAACAAAAACCGAACAAUGUAAAAAAAAUCAUAAAACACGAUGAAUAUCCUUCCUGCGUUCGACUCACCACACCAAACCGAACCUUGUGGCAGCGUCCGCAACUGUGUGUCCCUCCCAACCCCACGCCACGCCGACAGCACGCUGUUGCUCGCAGCACCAAACGCGACUCGGUGGAGAAGAUGUUGUGCGUUCUCUCCGAGCGUGUGGCAACCGGUCGCAUUGCACCGAAUACGACCAACCGAUCUCGGCUCUCGCACCGAUCUCGGACCGAAAGCAGCGUACCCGAGCGUUUUGGCUUUCCCCCCGUUUGGCAAAGGUAUCCGGGAACGUACAUCCGUUACAAGCAGUGAUCCAUCGGCGUCAGUUCUAACCGAACGCUCGCACGCUUCACUCGUUCAUUUUGUGCCCAGGGCAGAACCCGUUCGUGCAUUCAAAUAUCGCGCCAUCUGCGUUACAAAACGCCAUCACUCGCUUUUGCACCGGUUUGGAGUGUCAUCCGGUCUCGGUUUCGCAUCAUUUAAUUGCUGGCCGUCUUCCAGAUAGCAAGGUGCCCAGGUGAACGAGUGAUAGGGUCGGCUCGAGGCCAACGAGAUCACCCUUGCGAGUGUGCGAGUGUCCCCAUCCGGAACAGAACCCGGGUCGUGGACACAGCGGACGUGAAGCUGCGUGUGACAACGAUUCGCUCAUAAGGCAAACAAAACCGAACAAGGCAGACGACGACAACAACAACAAAAAGGUGCGAAUCUUACAGACCUAUCCCACUUCCAGGCCGGUUCGAACGGUCCAGUGAUGCUUGUAGUGAUUAAAUGUGACGAAGGGCAGUGAGCGGUGAAAAAAGACGCUGGAACGCACGGUACGGAUGAUGGGUUUAGAUCAAUAAACAAACAGACGCCAUACACACACAGAGUCCAGCCGUUGCGGAUCACCGUCAGAAACGCGUUUACUCUUUUUAUCGCACAAAUGACUGCAUCGUUGUGUUCGAUAUGAUCGUUUGCAGUGGGUUUUCCUAUUCGCGUGUGCUAUUGUGAUUAAGUUUCUAUCAAAACCGAUCGUGCCACGAACGCAUUCAAGCGCACUACUGCGAUCGCGAAUAUUCCCGGUAAGAAAGUGCAUCAUUGCACCCGAUCCGAGCCAAGUUUUGCAUCAAAACCUUUAAACACACCGGUUACUUGAGUGAAUGUGCAAAAGUUGUCCGGGGGGUUUUUUUUUGUUGUUGUGUGUUACAAAACUUCCGAAAAGAAAAGCAACCAAUCAUCCUGAGACCGGUGCACGAGGCAGUGCCCACUUCCCCAGCGGAGUGAAGCUGUCAGCCCUUACGGAAAAGCUUACCGUUACGGGUUGAAAAGUUGAUAAAAUAUGACCGAGCGAGAAGUUUUGCAGCGAUGUCGAGGUACAUUCUACGCCUGCCAGCACUGAGGGAACGAAUUCGCCGUCACUCAUCACCUCGCCUUAUAUCUAUCGUUCCAGUAUCACCAUAUACGCAUCUAUCAAACGAUCCGGUAGCGAUCCGAUUUAUGAGUUCGCUUGUUUGAGAGCUGUUGAACACGAUGAUGCGUACCCCUAACUACCACUACUACCACCUUCGUCUUCACACCAGCGAAACAUGAGCCACACGCAAUCGUUAGAUGAUCGUGGCACCAAGCGACAGCAGCACACGAAACCAUACGCACCAAUACCGCUUAGUUUCGCCACAGCAUCAACGCUACCGGCCACGGUAACGGGAGCGACCGGGCACUUUGUGACGACACUCAAGCGCACGGUAACGGGGCCCUCUACUACAUCUACAACCUUCAAUCUGACCGAGCUGCUCGAUCGCACCACGCGUUCCCGAAGCGUCCCGAGUCUAGCGGCCAGUGCUGCCAGCAUUGGCCGGGCCGCAUCCCAUGUGGUCGUCCGCCGAAGCCGUACGCUAGCGGCCCCACCGACGGCAAACGUCAGUGAGCUGUUGGAUGCCGGUAGCGGACGUGAGUACGAUCCAGCGCUGGACGAUGGGCGAUCGCUGUACGAUCCCCUGGCAACUACGAUUGCGAUUGUUAACCGUGCGGCGGAGCAAACGUUCUUCAGCACCAUCUAUCCAGCAUCGUCCCUUACCGACGGUAGUGUCCUGUUCGAAGGCAGCACCUUGGUGUUCGAUCCUGUCCCCAGUGCUACCAGUGCGAUCGCGACGGUUGCGCCGGUCGAUACGACCGCACGCUCGAUCGAAGCACCAAAAGCGAUGGACGAACACUUUCUGAUCGCGAACUGGCAGGAUUGUGUCGUGGUGAUACUGUUCUGUCUGCUGAUCGUAGUGACUGUGAUCGGUAACACGCUCGUCAUACUGUCGGUCAUCACGACACGCCGGCUGCGCACCGUUACCAACUGCUUCGUGAUGAGUCUGGCCGUGGCCGACUGGCUCGUCGGUAUCUUCGUCAUGCCUCCAGCCGUAGCGGUCCAUCUGAUAGGGUCCUGGCCGCUCGGAUGGAUUCUGUGUGAUAUAUGGAUCUCAUUAGACGUACUUCUAUGUACAGCAUCAAUUCUCAGCCUUUGUGCCAUUAGUAUAGAUAGAUAUCUAGCCGUAACGCAACCAUUAAAUUAUUCCCGCCGUCGACGCUCGAAACGGUUGGCGCUGCUGAUGAUCCUUGUCGUAUGGGUGCUGGCACUGGCCAUCACAUGUCCCCCAAUACUCGGAUGGUACGAACCGGGCCGACGGGAGCUGAACCAGUGUCGCUACAACCAGAACGAAGGCUACGUCGUCUUCUCGGCCAUGGGCUCAUUCUUCAUCCCGAUGACGGUGAUGGUGUACGUGUACGUACGGAUAUCAUGUGUUGUCGCCUCCCGGCACGAUAAGAUGACGGAAAUCGAAGUCCACAAGAAAAGUCACCGCAUUCGUGAACCCGAGGAAGAUGGCUAUCAGUCCGAGCUGGAUCCGAUCCCAUUGAGUCCGAAGCGUAAGCGUUCCUCGUCGCAGCUUUCUACCGCCACCACCACGUACGUCGCCCAGCUCGGACCGAUGCUGGACGAUAGUGGACCACUGAAACCGGCUACCAAACGGAACAACCACAAACAUGGACCGUACGAAUUGAUGGACAUGAGUACGGGCAGCGGUGGUACGCUGAACAAAACCGCAAUCCUCUCAACGACCGGCAAUGGGACGGGGGGUGGUGUGGGUGCGGGUGCUACGGAAGGACAUCAGGAGCAGCAGCAGCAGCAGCGAAGAACGUGCGAUGAUGGAACGACUGGCCUUGACGCGAUUGUCGAUGAUCCUGUCGUCGAUCCGGUUCGUCCCGGCAGUGGUAACAGCCCGGAGAGUGUGACAAGCGCUAGCGUUACAGCACCAACGGCCGGUACUGUCUCGCCCAAUUACAACCAACUUUCGACGGCCACCUCCGAACGCUGGUCGACGGGCAAUAACGUUUUCAAUCAACCAAGCCACAAACCACAAUCCCAUUCGAUGGCAAGCUUCGUACCGAGCGGUACAUCGUCACCACCGCCCAACCAUGGGCAGCAACAUUUCCACCAUCAUCAUCACCAUCACCAUCAUCACCAUCAUCAUCAUCACGAGGGUCGGCCAACGGCAGCGCUGGCAGCGGCGGGUGGUCUUAGACGGAACAAUACGGUCAACACCUCCAUCACGACCUCGACCUGCAGCACGGUACAGCUGGUCGGGGGUGGCCGAUCCGCUGGCAACAACAUACGCAUCCACCAGAAAUCCCUCUCGUCCCGCAUCUCGUCGAUGAAGCGCGAAAACAAGACAACGCAAACGCUCAGCAUCGUGGUCGGGGGCUUCAUUGCCUGCUGGUUGCCAUUCUUUAUACACUACAUCAUUACGCCGUUCCUGCCAAAGGACUGGACCGUACCGAAGCUGAGCGAGUUCUUUACCUGGCUCGGCUGGAUCAACAGUGCCAUCAAUCCGUUCAUCUACGCCUUCUACAGUGUUGACUUUCGGGCUGCCUUCUGGCGCUUAACGUUACGACGAUUCUUCCGCAACAGCGAGAAGGCCCCGUUCGCCAACAUACACAACCUUUCAAUGCGUGCACGAUGAACGGGUGCCUCAGAGCAUCCUUUCCGCUUUCCAAGUUCGCUACCGGUGCCUUCCCCUUCGUUACAUCCAGCGCUAGUAACACCAGCGAGAAAGAUGUUGAUGAUUGAUGAAGCAAUCGAGCGACUGUUGGGCAUCGGCAUUUUGUGUUCAAUCGAGGCGAAUUCGAAUUCGAGGUUGAAUUCUCCCGACUGGACACCCGAAUCGCCCUGAUGCGAUCUGCGUAUCCGAUUUGGUCAAAUGGGCAAUGACCAACGCGGGUUACGCCCCUGUGGUACGAUAAGCGAUCGAAGACCGCUGGAGGUGACGUUAUACGGUGGUAGUACGGUUCCGGUGCAAAUGUGGAACCACUUUCUGUGUGUUGUUGUUUUGAUAUGUUUGUUUUUACGGAAUUAAUCUCACAUUUUUCUCGUCACUGCGUACGAAAGUAUUGUAAGAUAUAGUUAGCUAAAAAAGUAGCUUUUAUGUAGCUUAGUUGCACAUUGUUAAUAUUGUGGGAGAAAAGUCAAUUUUCUUGUUUUGUUAAUAUUAUGGAAGAAAAUUCAAUUUUCUUGUUUUGUUGUUUCUCUUCACUUCCAAAACCUCAUUUACUUCCCCGCGUACAGCAAUGAUUAUGUUCCACGGGCACAAUAAAUGGAAGUUUUUUAAUACACUUUUGCGGUAUUAUGGUCACGCUUUUUGUCAAUCAUUUGCCAGCUGGGAACCCUUACGACACGUACAUCCAAUUAUAAAUUGUGUGAUUUUUUAUGCCAAAACGAAAAAACGUCGCUCGUUAGUUUUUGAUAUCGUUGAAGAAUGAUUUAGUGUCGGAGUAACGAAAUCAAUUUUUUUUACCUUAUUUACAACAAAGAGCCUUUUUUACCACAAAGGAAAAACCGGAUCGAUGGAUGGACCAGAAACGUUUCAGCAGGACAACAAUUGUCCUCCUUUUGAAGCUGAGUCAUGGAAAUUGAAAACACUUUAAAAUGGAACUUUAACAAGGUGACGUACCUGGUGAAUAUCCUUCACGGAGGCGAUCUUCAUUCAGUUGCCUUCCAUGACUGGUCACAUUCAACAUUGUACACGCCGUUGCUUUUGAGCCGCAACACUCUCACACGGUCAAGCACACAUACACGUGAGCCGUGCCAUCAUUGCGCCACUCGUAAGUGUUGAGAGCUCUUCUCACCUUACUUAAACAGCUCUACACACACAUACAAAAAAACGUGAUGAAAGGUGGCACCAAUGCCAGCAGCACCAACAACAUGGCGGGAAUGAAAAUGAAGUGUCAUCGUUCACAUUUGCCACCAUUUCGUUACAAACCUAUUGUGUAGGAUUUUAUUAUGCUGCCGGGUGAGCUUUUUCCCCCCUUUGUUUGGGCACAUAAUAGAAUAAAGUGAAUGAAUGGGUAAAGAAACGUUCGUACAAUGUCCGUGAUGAUGAUACCGUUGUGGGGGAAAAAAAUGGAAGAAACGGGACAGAGAAACGGCACAGACACAAGUGAACAAUUAAAUAAAAUGUGAAUAAAAAGAAGUCAUUCAGUCAUGGUAGCAUUAUGUACAUGAACGUGGUUGUUGUGAUUUAUUCGAACUAUUUCACAACAAAAAGGACGAAUCUAGAAGUCAGAUGUCAAUACACAUACACACGCAAAAAAAAAACGGUGAAUGUUGUGAUUUCAAUAAUGGUGUCGACGAGUUAUUUUGCAUUUUUUGUUUCGUUUUGUUGUCCAUCCAUCAUCUGGAGUUAUUAUUUUAUAAUUUUUCUUUCACCAAAAAAACGCCGGAUGGUUUCGAUGACCCGUGAAAAUGCGACAUGCAUUUGCAGCAUGUGGGAAAACCUGCGAUCCAGAAGAGGCUUACAAUGGAGCAGUAAAUUUUAAGCUUUGAUGGAUUCAAUUGUUUACUUUAGGGCCAAAAAGGGAAGGAGAAAAUAGCUGGUGGCACAAAGUAGAUUAAAAAUUAUCCUCCAUUAAAAUUGCUCCAAAACAACAACGACAAACAUAACAAAAUGCUUUCACUGAAAAAUUUCCUUUGCUAGGAAAAUUAUCCACGGAAAUUCAAUAAAAUAUUACUUCUCCUUUAUGAUUUAUGUGUUUUAUUGGUUUCCUUUUUUUGGUUUGAUUAAAAAUGUGUAAAACGGAAACAGAUUUUAACGGAUUUGAAAAUGAAAAAAGGAACUAAAAAAAAUUCUGUUACAAAAAGAAGAGAAAACAAACACACACACGCGCCGAAAUUGUCCCUCUCGUUGAUUAUCGAAAAGCACGCGUCAAAGCUCAUUUCCGGUCAAAACCGUUCCCGCUGUUCUGAUGAAGGUUGAAACUGGACGCGAAGGUUCCCCCCCGCCCGGUAGCGAAUGUCCUAACGCAUUGAAAGUGAUCGUGUGAUAGAAAGGGAAAUAAAAAAAAACAAAACAGCAAUUUAAAAACUCCCUAGAGAUAACUAGAGUGUUCAGCUACGAAUAAAAAAAAAUCGAAUUGAACAGCAUGAUGAAAACGAUGCAAUGAGGUGGAAAAUUAAAUAAAAUAAAAACCUUAAAAUGACGUAAACGAAUCGGCACACAGUCAGCCCGUGCUGAUCGGUCAGCUAAGCAAAAGGGCUGCUGACAUUAAAAAAAGAGUGAUGAUAGAAAGCGGAAUAAGCGAACCGGUUGCUAGAAAUAAAAGUAGCUUUUCCAUCACAACAGACACACACACACGCACACGUUCAACAACCGGUAAACAGCGUGAGGAAAAUAAUUUUCCGAACGCAAACAGCUUUUGUUUUUGUUCGAGCUAUAGAAACCAUCUACCGUCGUCUGGUUUGAAUUGAAUAAAGAGGAUUACUAUGCCUAGACCUAGACCAA